Aphidius gifuensis is the source of this 2143-nucleotide messenger RNA. RefSeq names its product elongation factor 1-gamma (gene eEF1gamma). Gene Ontology annotation, molecular function: translation elongation factor activity. Lineage: Eukaryota; Metazoa; Arthropoda; Insecta; Hymenoptera; Braconidae. The transcript has 6 exons. Gene Ontology annotation, cellular component: nucleus; cytoplasm. The record is from RefSeq and is a predicted model, not a curated record. Gene Ontology annotation, biological process: translational elongation. The coding region runs from base 81 to 1328 and encodes 415 amino acids.
UUUUUUUUUCUCCGUCAUCUUGAAUUCUUGAUUGCCGGCCUUCAACUUCCUCUUUCCGUGACACGAUAUACAAUAUUACAAUGGCGACCGGAACUCUUUACACAUACCCAGAGAACUUCAGAGCCUACAAGGCCUUGGUUGCUGCUCAAUUCUCCGGCAGCCAGGUUAAAAUUGCUGAAAAUUUUGUCUUUGGUGAAACCAACAAAACUGAAGCAUUUUUGAAAAAAUUUCCUCUUGGAAAAGUACCAGUUUUUGAGACCAAGGAUGGCAAAUGUAUCACUGAGAGCAAUGCCAUUGCAUACUAUGUUUCAAAUGAACAAAUGAGAGGUAAAAAUGACCUUGAAAAAGCUGAGAUUAUCCAAUGGCUUGGUUUUGCUGAUUCAGAAAUUUUACCAGCAAGUUGUGCCUGGGUAUUUCCACUUCUUGGAAUAAUGCCAUACAACAAAAAGACUAUUGAAAAUGCCAAGGAAGACAUCACAAGAGCCUUGACAUACUUGAACAAUUAUCUUCUUCCAAAAACUUAUUUGGUUGGUGAACGUAUAACUCUUGCUGAUAUUUGUGUUGCAAUGACACUUCUUCAUCUUUAUCAGCAUGUACUUGAGCCAAAAGCACGUGAAUCAUAUGGAAAUGUUAAUAGAUGGUUUCAAACAAUUAUUAAUCAACCACAAACAGUUAAUGUUAUUGGUGAAUUUAAAUUAGCUGAUAAAGCACUUGAAUAUGAUCCAAAAAAAUUCAAUCAAGAUAAACCUAAAAAAGAAAAACCAGCACCAAAAGAAAAUAAAAAAGCUCCAAAAGUUGUUGAAGUUGCUGAUGAAGCUGAUGAUGUUGAAACAGCAGCACCACCAUCAAAAGAUCCAUGGGAAGCAUUACCAAAAGGAAAAUUUGAUAUGGAUGAUUUUAAACGUAAUUAUUCAAAUAAUGAUGUUGAUGUAUCUAUUCCAUAUUUCUGGCAAAAAUUUGAUCCAGAAAAUUAUAGUAUUUGGUAUUGUGAAUACAAAUAUAAUGAUGAAUUAACUAAAACAUUUAUGUCAUGUAAUUUAAUGGGUGGUAUGUAUCAACGUAUUGAAAAAAUGAGAAAAGGUGCAUUUGCCAGUAUGUGUCUGUGGGGUGGUGACAAUGACAGCACAAUCAGUGGUGUUUGGGUAUGGCGUGGACAUGAUCUUGCUUUCACUUUGAGUCCAGAUUGGCAAAUUGACUACGAGACAUACAGCUGGAAAAAACUUGAACCCAAGGAUGCUGAAACAAAAGCUCUUGUUGAGCAAUACUUUAGCUGGGUUGGAACUGACAAAGAUGGCAGAAAAUUCACUGAAGGAAAGAUCUUCAAGUAAAAAUAUUAAAUAAAAUAUAUAAUUUAACAGAUUCAGUCUGAUUUUUACCAAUACGACAACAAACAACAACAACAUCCUUAUUCAAAUAAAAUAAAUAAAAAAAAAUAAUACUACAUGGCUUUGUUUAAAUAAUUUAAAAACACCUUUCGUUUUUUUUUGUAAACAAUUUUUUGAUACUUAAUUUAUUAAUGUUAACAAAAUAAUAACAAUUAAAAUCCUUUGGACUCUAGCCAUUGACGUACUUUUGUAACAUAAUCACCACGAAAAUGUAUUACUCCAUGUGGUUCAAGAAUUUGAGAUCCAAUUUUAUCACCAGUUAUUUUUUCAAGAUGUUCACGUAAUUCUGCCUCAAGUGCAACAAUAUCACCUUGAAUUUUACGAACUGUUGUUAGUCUUCUCAAUCCACGAUCACGUCUUUUUAAAUAAACAGCAAGUUGAUGAUUCUUUGAUCGUUCAAUAAAAUAAGCAUUGUUUCUCGACUCAGCUAUAAUAAAAAUUAAAAAAUUAAAUAUUUAUUUAAUCACCAGCUUAUUGUUUGAUCAAUAAUUAGACUAGAUUGUAAUUACGAUUUUGUGCUCUCCAGCCAGAUGGUAAACCAUCAAAUGCAUUUUUAGGUGGUUCUGGUAUAUAUUUUGAUUUCAUACAUCUCUCAACGUAUGACCAACUUUUUGGAUCUUUUAUAACUUCAAAAUCUGUGUAAUCAAUAUUUUCCUGGACCAUUGGUGAAUUCUCAAAACGUGCCCAUCUUUUAACAACCUUAAAAAAUAAGCCAAUAACAACAAUUAAAUUUAACUCCAAAAAAUCCAUCAAUAAAU